AUGCACAUCCAGCAUCGCGCCGACUCUGCAACUCCGCCCGGUCCACAGCCCGAGUGCUCGCGGCGCCCGCGACGCUUCGCCGCGCGCCGCAUCGGCGACGGUGAUCCAAUCCGUCCGGUCACCGCGCGGACCGAUCCCUCGACCGCGGCAUCUCAAUCUCACACAGAUCCCACCCCCUCUCUUCUCCCCAAAAUCACCCCCCAACCCCCUCUAUCUCUCUAUCUCUCUUCCCUAAAAUACCCUAUUGUAAAUAAUCUACUUUUUGUCGUGUGA
Molecule: messenger RNA, 273 nt
Organism: Pieris macdunnoughi
Lineage: Eukaryota; Metazoa; Arthropoda; Insecta; Lepidoptera; Pieridae
Source: the annotation of a GenBank genome assembly